UAACUAUACGAAUAACGAUGAGACGACUUCAUUGGAUAACUACUUAUCUCUCGAAAGUUUUUUCCAAAAAUAUCCAAACCUUAAGAAAAACGAGUUUUACAUAACGGGUGAGAGUUAUGCCGGAGUUUAUAUACCAAUGUUAGCCAAACAGAUAUACAAACAUAACUCGACCAUCAAUUUGAAAGGGCUGGCCAUAGGGAACGGCUAUUUAGAAGAUGAAAAGGAUGAUAACUUCGGUCAGUCUAGGUUUGACUUUGCAUUGGCGCACGGGUUGAUCACAACCGCUGAUUAUGAGCUCAAAAUCGAGAAUUGCUGUGAAUGUAAGGCCGGUGCUGUUGAACACCAGUGCGAUUUCACUACACCUGCUAAUCAAACUAAAUGCGAUGCAACCAAGAUUGUCCAGAUGGGUACUCCCAACCCCUAUAAUAUAUACGACGACUGUGGACCUGACCUUAGCUAUCAGGCCCUGUUUGACAAGUACUAUAAACCA
Molecule: messenger RNA, 490 nt
Organism: Oppiella nova
Lineage: Eukaryota; Metazoa; Arthropoda; Arachnida; Sarcoptiformes; Oppiidae
Source: the annotation of a GenBank genome assembly